AUGGGGCGGCCGCGGCCCCGCCUCCGCCAGCCUUCCUGCCCGACGGCUGCGGGAGGCCUCGAGAUUCCGCCACCAUCCCAGCAGCCCCGGGAAAGGCGAGCGGCGCCCCCACGUGCUCCCCCAGGGCGGCCUCCCCCGUCCCCGCUGCCGUCCAUCUUGGAGCCGGGCAAAGAAGCGACGCGGGGGCCUACCCUCGCUCCGGGCCACGCGGAAGCCGCCAACCGCAGGGCCGCCUUGGGGAGGCGGAAGCCCAAACACUCUGACACCGAGGCACGUCUCAAGAAAGGGCGCGCGCGUCUGUGCCGGGGGAAUUUAUUACUCAGCCAGAGCCCAAGAUGGCGACGAGCUCUGACGUCACCAGAUCUCGCGAGAGAGAAAUGGCGCGAUUUGGAGGCGCCCGCGCUCCCGCCGGAGGGAGGGUUUCCCCACUGA
Molecule: messenger RNA, 432 nt
Organism: Rangifer tarandus platyrhynchus (Svalbard reindeer)
Lineage: Eukaryota; Metazoa; Chordata; Mammalia; Artiodactyla; Cervidae
Source: the annotation of a GenBank genome assembly